CGAAGCGCCAUAGCCACGGUAGCCCUGGCGACAAGAACCCAGCAACGAGAAUCAACAACAACAACAACUGAAACGGCCAUAAAAAAUAUAAGAAGAUAUUUUACCAGUGGGAAACACACACGUGGAACCAGAGGGUGAUUCCCAGCUCAUGUAAUGGCCACCUCAGGCUACGUAGGUGAGAUCCAGCCCGCAGCCCAACCCCAAGGGACUGGUGUUGCUGCCACACCGGGGCAACCUGAUACCAGUUCCACCCCUGCAAAUGCCCCUCAGUUUCUGGCAGAGAUUCAGACUACUGUGGCCACUCCUACCAUUGUCACACCCACAGGCCAAACUACUCCCACUGAACAAGCAACGUCCAUCAACACUCAGAAACCUGCAGCUGGAAGUCAGGCCCAGCCCACAGCACAGACCCAGCCAACUCAGACGCAGUAUGUGACAGCAGAGAUUCAGGGCUCCCCCACACAAUCUGGAAAUGCCCAAAGCACUCCUCAGUACAUUGUGGUCACAGUUACAGAGGGCUCCCUUCACUCAAGUGAUAGUGUGUCAGACUCAAGCCCCCCACCAGCUGUUGUACAGACAGGAGUUCCCACACAGGUUGUUCAGCAGGUGCAGACGGCUCAACAGCAGAGGUCUGUUGUGCAGGCGACCUCUCAGAUAGCCAAGACUGAGCCAGGCACCCAGCUCAGUGUGACCAGUCUACAGCCUGUUCAUAUCAGCCAAGAGGUUCAGCAGCAGCUCACACCAGUGCCCGUGCAACAUGUGUACACCAAUCAAGUGCAGUAUGUGGAAGGAGACACCAACUACACCACAAGCACGAUCCGUUCCAGCACCUUCCCUUACACUGAGACUCCUCUAUAUACCCAGACCACAGCUGGCCAGUAUUAUGAAGGUCAGGCCACUUCAGGCUCACAGGCUUCCACCCCAGGGACACCUCUAACUGUCUCUGUGACUGCAGGCACCACAGGAGGUGUGUCCAUGUUUGUGGCGCAGCCCACCAGUGCAGCAGGUGGAGCGGCCACAGUGGUGUCCACAGGUGGCACUACCAAUGGGGCGGGGGAUGGGGCAGGUACCAAUGGUGGGGCAACAGGCAGUUAUGUGAUCCAGGGGGGUUACAUGCUCGGCAGCAGCAGCGGAGGGACAGCUGGCAACAGUCAGACUUACUCACACACCGCCCGCGCCUCCCCAGCCACUGUGAGUAUUACAGAGGGCGAGGAGAGUAGCGUGCCGUCGGCAGACAAGAAGGUACAGUGGUUGCUGGACAACUAUGAGACAGCUGAAGGAGUUAGUCUACCACGUUCCACUCUCUACUGCCACUAUCUGCUGCACUGCCAGGAGCAGAAACUAGAGCCUGUUAAUGCUGCGUCUUUUGGGAAACUUAUUAGAUCUGUGUUCAUGGGGCUACGCACACGACGCCUAGGAACACGGGGUAAUUCUAAAUACCACUAUUACGGACUGAGGAUCAAGGCUGGCUCUUCUCUUCUACGUCUAAUGGAAGAUCAGCAACAUCUGGCCAUGAGGCAACAGCCCUUUUCACAGAAACAAAGGUUGAAGCCUGUACAUAAAGUAGAAGGAAUGACCAAUGGCACGGCACCAGGAGCAGGCCAGCAGCAGCAGCAACAGCAGGGGUCAGGUCAUGUGGACAUCAGCACCCAGGUUCAGCAGUACCAGCAGUUCUUAGAUGCAUCCAGAGCUCUUCCAGAGUUCCCAGAACUUGACCUCCAGGGCAAGUCUCUCCCUGAGGGCAUUGAGCUUGACCAUGUUAAGAGUUUUCAGCUGCUGUAUAGAGAACACUGUGAGGCCAUACUGGAUGUGAUGGUCAAUCUGCAAUUCACCCUAGUAGAGACCCUGUGGAAGACCUUCUGGAGGUUCAGUCAGAGUCAGGCUGGAGAUGCUACACUGGCUGUUCACGAUGAGUCAGAGAAGCGUCUCCCAAAGUCCUGCCUGGUGUUACUGUGCAAGUAUGAGCCAGUCCUGCGCUGGAGCCGUGACUGUGAUAACAGCCUGUACCAGGGCCUGGUGGAGAUCCUCAUCCCUGAUGUCCUCAGGCCCAUCCCCAGUGCCUUAACCCAAGCCAUCCGGAACUUUGCCAAGAGCCUGGAGAGCUGGCUGACCAAUGCCAUGAUGAACAUCCCAGAGGAAAUGGUCCGCAUCAAGGUAACAUCAGCCAAUGCUUUUGCCCAAACACUGCGUCGCUACACCAGUCUGAACCACCUUGCCCAGGCAGCCCGCGCUGUCCUCCAGAACACAGCACAGAUUAACCAGAUGCUGUCUGACCUCAACAGAGUGGAUUUUGCUAACGUCCAGGAACAGGCCUCUUGGGUGUGCAGGUGUGAAGACCGUGUAGUCCAGCGGCUGGAGCAGGACUUUAAACUGACCCUCCAGCAGCAGAAUUCGCUGGAACAGUGGGCUGCGUGGCUGGAUGGUGUGGUCUCCCAGGUCUUAAAGCCCUACCAGCACAGUCCUGCCUUCCCCAAGGCUGCGAAGCUCUUCUUACUCAAGUGGUCGUUUUACAGCUCCAUGGUGAUCCGGGACCUGACCCUGCGGAGUGCAGCUAGCUUUGGUUCCUUUCACCUGAUCCGCCUGCUGUACGACGAGUACAUGUACUACCUGAUAGAGCACAGAGUGGCCCAGGCUAAAGGGGAGACCCCCAUUGCUGUCAUGGGAGAGUUUGCCAGUUUAGGCCGAGGUCUGAACCAGCUUGAUCCUGAUAAGGAAGAAGAAGAGGAGGAGGAGGAAGAGAGUGAUGAGGAAGGUCAGGAGCUUUCCCUUCCCUCAGACGGGGCGGUGCUGGGUGAGGAGUCUCUGGAGCCGCCUGCCAAGCUGGCCAGAACUGACCAGAGAGUCCUCUUCACUACAGGAUCAGCUGACAACUAACUACAAAAUAUUACCACUACAUAUGUUAAAAUCUAUAGUGAUUAGACACUCAUAUGCACACAUACAUACCCAAACAGAUGUACAAAGAGCAUUAAUUUAUACAUUUGACACAUGUAUAGAUCUUGUAAAUGUGUGUGCAAACUUUUGCUGCAGUCUGUCCUGCAUACUGUAAUUGUCCCACUUUUUUUACACACAUACAUGCACACACAAUCAAAACAAAUACACUUCAGUACUGUACUCUCACAGAAACCUGUUGGCACCAUUGAUUUACAAUCAUUGGCACAGGAAUAGGAUGUGGCUUUUAAACCUACACUUUUUCUGCAAAGAGCAGUGCAGAGCAUUUUUACUUUCAGUUGUACCGAUCUGUAAAAAGGAACUGAAGGCUGGCAUGUUGUUUUUUUGUUUUUGUUUUUUUUUUUUCUGUCAUUGCAUUGCAACCCGUAGCCUUGUUGUUUCCUCACUGAGAAACUUCUGCUCGCCCUAAACCCUCCUACAACUGUCACUGCCGUAUCAAAGUGGUCUUGAAAAUACUGUGAUGUGUGUGUUUAUGUAGAGGUUCUGUCUAUAGGAGGAGGGUACUAAGUGGACCUUGAGCAGAACGUCAUUGCUGAACUUAGUUGUCACUAAUUUAUUAAAGGAGAUUCGGAAGACAGGAAGUGUUUGGACUUGGGGAGGAUUGACCUGUCGUGUGUGUGUGUGUGUGUGUGUCCGUCCUUUAAAGUUCUUGUGUGUUUCGUGUCUGAAGGUGUACUACAGCUACACCGCUCUGCUGAUUUGUCCAGAGGCCUGAUUGAAACGUUCAUGACAGUGUGUACGUGUGCCUGAUGUGCGAUUGUGAGUCAUGCCAAGUGCUGACUGCUUUUCCUGUAUAUAUUUUCUACGGCAUCAAUUUGGGAGAAGUCUUGAGAUUUCCUCUUUGAUUUCAUUUGCCCGCCUGUAAAGAAAACGUUGUGUUUUUUGGAGUGCCUGUCACAGCUGCUACGCUGCUACUGUAAAGAUAAAGCUACAGCUGUGGGAGUGGGGCUCUCAUUAGUUGCUGCAAAACCCUCUCAUUUAUUGAACAUCUGGUUCCAUGGGAGAGGUACUGUAUGUGUCAUAUAUUUAUGUUCAAAGUGCUUCGUUCCUGUUCAUAAGUUCCUUUGUGGCCUCAUUUUCCCUGACAUAUCAUUUUCUUGCCUUAUUUCAGUCUUUUUUUUUUUCUCUGUCUGUGCCAAACCUAUUUACUUUUCUCCCAUUUUCCAUAGUUGUUAAACUCUAUGUUUAAAGGAGGACUGUGCCUGAAUAAGAACGCUGAUAUACUUAUAUUCUACUGUAAAUUUAUCCAAUAUUUUGAAUUUUGUUGUCACUAAGUAAACCUCUUGUGCAGUGUAUGGUGCUGUGUUGUCACACAUUGUAAGCAACCUUUGUGUGCAUUAUUGAUUUGUGAUUGUAUGUUCAGUUAUUAAUCCUAUAUCAUAUCUGAUGACUUUUCUACAUCCAGGCUAAAGCCCUGCCUCUUUGCACAUAUUGACUAUUGUCUUUAAAACUCCAACAAAGUGAUCUGAACUGUUUUAAGUUGUUUUUAAGUGUGUUUUUAAAGGUGGGGUGCAGGUGUCAGAGAUCUGAUGGCUCUUUCUGCACAGUCCUCCACCAACACUCAUCUCCCUUCACUGUACCUUCAUCUCAUCUGCAUUUCCACCCUCCUGCCAAUGGCUUUGUUUUGCUUCAAACAUCCUUAUUCUUAAACACUGUUCGUCAAGAUUGGUUGUUGUUGUAAACAUGUCAUUUUUUGGAUUUUGGAAUACAAUGCACAUGUUUUCACCGGGCAUUGCAAGCCUCAAACCAGCACAUCGACCCUUUUUAUGGAGUAAAAUGCUACCACAGCUGAGUACAUAUCACUCCAGUCUUUUAAUGAUCAACAGCAUAUAGAAUGGCCAUUGUUUACCCAGUAAAAAAAUGUUUAGUCAUUUUUAUAGUGCAUUGUUUCUUAUGUACGAAACUAAUUGAGAAAAAAAGAUGUUCAGUGGCAGUGUUUUAUGAAUUUGGUCAGCUAUAAGUAUGACUGUGCCUUUGGAGGUGGUAGAAUGCAAUUCAGAUGUUUUUAAUUUUAAAGAUAUAAAUUAAAGAAUUUUUAAAAUUGCAUUUGUGUUCCUUGUUGAAAAUUUUCUUAAAGUUCAGCAAAAGUCAGUUUUGAGCAUAAAGCAAAAACAGUUCAAACAUC
Sphaeramia orbicularis (orbiculate cardinalfish) is the source of this 5074-nucleotide messenger RNA. RefSeq names its product regulatory factor X, 1a (influences HLA class II expression) (gene rfx1a). Lineage: Eukaryota; Metazoa; Chordata; Actinopteri; Kurtiformes; Apogonidae. Gene Ontology annotation, cellular component: nucleus. The transcript has 18 exons. Gene Ontology annotation, molecular function: DNA-binding transcription factor activity, RNA polymerase II-specific; RNA polymerase II cis-regulatory region sequence-specific DNA binding. Gene Ontology annotation, biological process: regulation of transcription by RNA polymerase II. The record is from RefSeq and is a predicted model, not a curated record. The coding region runs from base 154 to 2874 and encodes 906 amino acids.